CCUAGGCGUCUUCGAAUGGCCGUCUCUCUUGUCGUUGCGUCUUUGGCUUCUUCUCUUUCUCUCUCUCCGUCUUCGUCUUUAUCAUCUCGCUUCUUCCAUUCUCUCUCCUCUUCUUCUUCCACCGGUUCUUUGUGUUUGUCGAGAUCGCGGUGGUCGCCCGUUGCGAGACUCGCUUUUUCAGUCACUCCGCUCUACUCGGCCACCAGAGUCAGAGCGAUGGCUCACACCCUCGCACGCGCCACUCUCGGCCUCACUCAGCCCCAUCCGAUCGACCUUACUAAGAUCUCGUUCUCAGCGAAAGAUGUCGAUGUGACGGAAUGGAAAGGAGACAUACUCGCGGUUGGCGUAACGGAGAAAGACAUGAAAAAAGACGAAAACUCAAAGUUCGAGAACCCGAUCUUGGAGAAGCUCGAUGCCCAUUUGGGUGGGCUUCUUGCAGAAGUCUCGUCCGAGGAGGAUUUCACCGGAAAACCCGGCCAGUCAACUGUUCUUAGGCUUCCGGGUCUCGGGUCAAAACGGGUUGGGUUGAUCGGUCUCGGAUCGUCGGUUUCAUCUCCAUCGUCUUUUCAGAGUCUCGGUGAGGCUGUUGCUGCUGCUGCAAAAUCUGCUCAAGCUAGCAAUGUAGCUGUUGUUCUUGCAUCCCUUGAGAGUGUUCCUGAUGAAUCCAAGAUUAGUUCUGCUUCGGCCAUUGCUUCAGGAACCGUGCUCGGUAUAUAUGAGGAUACCAGGUACAAGUCGGAAUCGAAGAAACCAUCUCUUAAAUCCGUGGAUAUCAUCGGUUUUGGAACUGGUCCUGAACUCGAGAAGAAGCUGAAGUACGCUGAAGAUGUUUCUUCGGGUAUUAUUUUCGGGAAGGAACUCGUCAAUUCUCCGGCCAAUGUGCUCACCCCUGAUGCUCUUGCGGAGGAAGCCGUGAAACUCGCUUCCUUGUACAGCGAUGUUCUCACUGCAAACAUCUUGGAUGCGGAGAAAUGCAAAGAGUUGAAGAUGGGUUCCUAUCUCGGUGUGGCUGCUGCCUCUGCAAAUCCACCUCGUUUCAUACAUCUUCGGUACACGCCUUCAAGUGGACCCGUGACAACCAAGCUCGCUCUUGUCGGAAAGGGAUUGACCUUUGACAGUGGUGGCUACAACAUUAAGACCGGACCUGGCUGCUCCAUCGAGCUUAUGAAAUUUGAUAUGGGAGGUUCAGCUGCUGUUCUUGGUGCUGCCAAAGCCAUUGGUCAAAUUAAGCCUCCUGGCGUUGAGGUUCACUUUAUCGUUGCCGCAUGUGAGAAUAUGAUCAGUGGAACUGGAAUGAGGCCGGGAGACGUUCUCACUGCCUCAAACGGAAAGACUAUUGAGGUUAACAACACUGAUGCUGAAGGUAGACUCACACUUGCUGAUGCUCUGGUGUAUGCUUGCAACCAGGGCGUCGAUAAGGUUAUUGACCUCGCGACAUUGACAGGAGCAUGCGUUGUUGCUCUCGGACCAACAAUCGCAGGUGUCUUUACACCGAGUGAUGAACUCGCAUACGAGGUUUUUGAUGCGUCUCAGAGAAGCGGAGAGAAGCUAUGGAGGAUGCCAAUGGAGGAGAGCUACUGGGAGCAAAUGAAAUCGGGUGUGGCUGAUAUGGUUAACACUGGUGGUCGUGCGGGCGGUUCAAUCACCGCAGCUCUCUUCUUGAAACAGUUUGUGAGCGAGAAGGUGCAGUGGAUGCAUAUCGACAUGGCUGGACCCGUUUGGAACGAUAAGAAGAAGGCUGGGACCGGGUUUGGGGUAGCAACGCUGGUGGAGUGGGUGCAGAAGAACUCUUCGGCUUAAGAUAGAGUAAUGUGGAGGAGGCUGAUACAGUGAGAUGGAGGCGCCCUCAUUUUCAGGUGUUUGAGUUGUUUUCUGGUUGCUUCUGUGUCAAGUUACGAACCCUAGUUUCAGUGUCUUAAUCAUGGUAUUAGAUCUUGUUCUCUUGUACACCUGAGAAUGGUAACCGUAUCGGAGAGCGAAUAAAAGGAAAGGGUCUUGCUCUUGUCUUGUUGUCA
Tarenaya hassleriana is the source of this 2015-nucleotide messenger RNA. RefSeq names its product leucine aminopeptidase 1-like. Gene Ontology annotation, cellular component: cytoplasm. NCBI's taxonomy places the organism in Eukaryota, Viridiplantae, Streptophyta, Magnoliopsida, Brassicales, Cleomaceae. The transcript has 10 exons. Gene Ontology annotation, molecular function: manganese ion binding; metalloaminopeptidase activity. The record is from RefSeq and is a predicted model, not a curated record. Bases 16 to 1800 code for a protein of 594 amino acids. Gene Ontology annotation, biological process: proteolysis.